Strongylus vulgaris is the source of this 774-nucleotide messenger RNA. The record is from the annotation of a GenBank genome assembly. NCBI's taxonomy places the organism in Eukaryota, Metazoa, Nematoda, Chromadorea, Rhabditida, Strongylidae.
AUGUUGGAAAUGAGAAAUAACUCAAGUUUAGAAUAUGGCCGAGUAAUCGAUCAAGUUGUUUAUCUCCAACCUUACAAGGAAGGCUGGACUGACGAAUACGUUCUCAAAUAUGAUCACAGAGAAUGCAUUGAUGGCUCGCGCUUCUACAAGAAUGAAAACAACGCUUGGCGAGGCUGGUUCUUUUCAUUCAACGAAGUCAGAGCGAAAGAGUUUGAAUGUUUGUCAGUGCAAGGAGAUUCCGAAACAUUGAAGAAGAUAAUUCUAAAUGAAUACCGCGACAAAAAUAGCAUCUUUAUCGAUCGUGCUGAAGCUAUACUCCAUCAAAACUACGGCGAUGUACACUAUUGGGAGGCGAGACGCAGCAUGCGCUAUGCAAAAUAUCUGAUUAAAGUCGGAAAUGAGUUCAGGAAGCAAAGGCUCUCUUCGACCGACGAACUCGACCGUACGCAACUGCCUUCUUCUUUUCGAGACGAGCGGCCUCGACGUACCGCUUUGGGAGGAAACUACGUCUGCGCUCAUUGGAGACGCCGAGACUUCGUUCGUGCGCAUGGCAAAGAAUUACCGAGUAUAAACGGAACCGCGGCAAAGGUGAAAGUUGUAGCUAUAAGAAGAAAAACGGAAUUCGUGUGGAAAGCACCUAAGGAUUAUCAAGUAUCACUGUCGUCCUGUUAUCGUUCGGUAAUAUCCCAUCACCAUCCAGGUUACCGGAACUGCUUGAAAAGAAAGCUUGAAACCGAACUUAACUGGUGUUCGGCUCUGAAUAGGUGGAGAUAG